Carassius gibelio (silver crucian carp) is the source of this 1648-nucleotide messenger RNA. RefSeq lists its product as uncharacterized. The record is from RefSeq and is a predicted model, not a curated record. Bases 61 to 798 code for a protein of 245 amino acids. The transcript is spliced from 5 exons. NCBI's taxonomy places the organism in Eukaryota, Metazoa, Chordata, Actinopteri, Cypriniformes, Cyprinidae.
AGAUCUGACGUCUACAUUAAGACCCUUACCAGUGUCAUUUAUUCACAAUCACCCACUAAGAUGGAGAGAUUAAGAGCUGCUCUCAUUGUGCUUAUGUUUUUACUCUUCCAUCAGACAAGAAUCUAUGGAGAAGAAGUGGAGAUGAAAGUCAGACCAGGAGACAACAUCACUCUCUACUGUGAUCGCUCUCUAACUUCUGGUUCCCUCAUUGUAUGGAUAAGAAACUGCUCUCAUGAAAAUCAACCCUCUCUCAUAAUAAAUUUUUGGCAAUGGAAACUGAAGAUAUUUCAGCGUUUCAGCUCUAUCUACAACCGCUACAGUAAUUCUUAUGAUCUACAUAUUUCCAACAUCAGUGACUCUGAUCUGGGACUGUACUACUGUGCAGAACUAGAGAGAAGGGUAAACAAAGAUGACAAAGGCAUCAUCUCCUCAUCAGAAGUGUACUAUUAUGGAAACCGAACAACUCGUCUCUCUCUGGAAGAACAAGUGACUUCCUGUUCUGAACCCUCCGCUCCUCCUGACUGUGUGCUCUGCUGGACGCUGCUGUUCAGUGUGUGUCCGGUGUGUGUUCUCCUCUUCUCCAUCUGUUUGUUCUGCCUCUGUUGUAAGAAAACUACAGAUGCUGUGACAGAUCAAAAAGACAAGUUAAAAGGUAGAAAUACAGCUGAGUGCAUGGAUGAAGAGGUGUGUUAUGCAUCUUUGGACGUGAUCACUAAGAGACAAAAACAACGCAAGACAAAGCGAGUGCAGUGUUCAGACUUCAGUACUUAUGCUCAGGUCAGAACGGAAGCUGAAUAGACCUAAAAUAGAACUGAAAUGGAUUAUAAAACUUUUUAAAUAUUAGAAAAGUUGCAGAUUUUAUUAUUAUGGAACUUCAUGAAGGUAAAUGAUAUGUAAUUGGAUACUUUAGAUUUUUUAUAAACUAAAACAAGUCUGAUUAGUCUGAUAUUUGGUACAGUACAAGUAUUUCCUUCUCUCUAAUAAAAGGACUUUAAAACAGUCUUUGUGGGCACACAGUGAUGGCCUGAAUAACAGGAUGUAGAAGUGGGUUUCCUGUGUUAUGUGAUGUUUAGUUUAAUGUUUGUAUAUUUCUCUGAAACCGAAUGACUACAGCAUUUAUCUGACUCAAUUUUACAAUGAGCCCAAUUUCCCCAAAACACACUCUAUGGUAAAUAGGUAGGUGUGGAUAACAGUUUUUGACAAGUGCACAGACAGAUGCCCACUUUAGUAACUCCUUUUCUUUUUGUUAUUUUCCUUCAGACUGCAUUUUUGAUCUGUCCAUUUACUAAUUGUACAUUUGAUUUUGUUGAACCAUUAAAACCAAAUUGAAAUCAAAUCACACUUUAAUCAAGUAUUCAAAUCAUCAGAUUUUCUUUUUAAAGGAGUUUUACUCAGUUGCACUGUCUGUGUUUUUUCUCAAGAAAUUAUCUUAUUUCAUUCUCAGUUGAAAAGAUAAUAACCUUAACCACAAUUUUUCCAUUCAGUUUCGUGGUUGUGUGCUUAUGAGACAGAAAUAGGUAGGACAGAGGCUAAUGUGUGCAAGUGCUUAUGUGGUGAGUUUGUGGUAAAUUUGGUUUGCAUGCAAUGUUUGCAGAAGCCUGACUUAUAGCAACAGCCUCUCAAAAUUAAGCAAAAUUAAUCUCAAAGA